AUGCGCCGGAUACGGCAAGCUCUUUCAAGAAUGGGCGGCAAAAGCAGCAAGCCGUCCGCGCAGACGGUGCCGGAGAAGUCGCAGCGGGUGCAGCAGCUCCGCGACGGCAUGAUCCACCCGCACCAGCACCACAAUGGCGGCAUCAACGGCACCCCCAACGCCAGCACGGCGGCGCUGUCCCGCAGCGGGACCACGACCCGUAGGUCGCUGGCCAUGGACCUGGAGCCCGACGGACCGGGAGUGCUGAUCAUGCACGACGGGAGCCGCGAUGGCGGCCGUGGGCUCAGCACCGCAAACACCAACACCACGGGUAACAGUAUCGCCAGCAGCGGGUCCGGCGAGAACAAGGACAAGGGCAUCGACAUCAUCCUCGUGCACGGAUUCGGUGGAGGUCGCACCCGCAGCUGGACCCAGGACGGCGUCUGCUGGCCCCGGGACCUGCUUCCCCGAGAGCUCCCCGCCAACACGAGGGUCAUCAGCUGGGGGUGGCGGGUUCCCGAGAACGUCGCGGCCGUGGGCGAGGCCGGAGGUUACGGGCAGCUGUGCGACAUGGUCAGCGACCAGCUCUCGAUGGACCUGGCGCGGGUUGACGGCGAGGCCGAGCGCGACCUCAUCUUCAUCGCGCACGGCAUCGGAGGUCUCAUCGUCAAGGACGCCCUGUCGACGACGGCCGUGUCGCAGGUCUUUGGUAAGCGCAGCGAGCUGGGUAGCAUCUACCCGCGCACCGUCGGCGUCAUCUUCCUGGGGACUCCGCAAAAGGGCCACGGCCGACAGACGCUGGCCCAGUGCGCCGCCAUCGCCGCCAGGCUCGACUGCGCCGGCGGUCCCGGCGGGCAGAUGGACGACGCCUUCUUCCGCAUCAUGGCCGACAGCAACGACGCGCUCGAGACGCACAGGGGAGAGUUUGCCCUCAUCUCGCGUGAUUUGCCUGUUGUUUGCGUACGCGAGCAGCUGCAAACGGCCGUGAGGGGAGUCGACAUGCUGCCCAAGAACUGCUCGUCUUACGAUGGCCUCAACGUCACCACCGAUGAUAUUUUCAGGGACCACAACGGCCUGGCCAGGUACACCGACAGGCAGGACCCUGGAUAUUUCCAGCUGGUGGGACACAUUAGCAAGCUCACCAGACGGACGAGGUUCCAGGAUACCGAGGCUGGCAUGAUUAGAAGCAAAGAAAUUCUCGACGCUCUCCACUACGACAUGCGUGAGAACGAGAACAAGGCCAACGAGGAACUCAAGCAAACAUCAGCCUGGAUUCUUUCGGCCAAGGACACGCAGGGAAGCGGAGCAGGUGACAACGUCCCCAACGCCUUCAACAACUGGCUCGAGGACCCCGGCCAGUCCAUCUUCUGGAUCAGCGGCAAUCCAGGAUCUGGUAAGACGACGCUGAUGAGACACGCCUUCCACGACCCGUCGACGCGUGAAAAGCUCCAACGUUGGGCCUCGAGCGGGAUCGAUGACGAGACCAAGCUCCGCCGGCGUGACAAGCCCGAGCUCCUCAUGGCGGCCGUGUUCCUCUUCGAGGCGGGCAGCUACGUGCAAAAGUCUCGAGAGGGUAUCCUCAGGGGUAUGCUGUACCAGAUCCUGACGCAGAAGCCAGAGUUCAUCCCCAUCUGCUUCCCGUCCUUCAUGCAGGGCCCCUGGCCGCCCAAGGUUCCCUUCAACACCACCAUGAACCUGUCGCAGGCGUUUUUCCAACUGUUUGCGCGCAUGUCCAAGACUCUGAGGUUGUGCAUGUUCAUCGACGGACUGGACGAGUACCGUCUGGCCGAGGGCGCCCAGGACCAGCAGGAUGACCCCAACCACAAGCCCGGCCAGAACCAAAACGGCAAAAAGCUCCACAAGAGGAGCAGCCGCUACUCGGUCGACGAGUUGACAAACGACACAUCCACCUUGGCAGUCAGCGAGUACGGCAGCGCCAGCGAGCAAGCCACCAGCGUCGACGAGCGCGGUGAUGUUUUGGGUAACGCCGCCUGGAUCGCUGAUUCGCACAGCGAAAUCGCCCGUCUUAUUAUGGACCUGAGUAACCAAGACCACGUCAAGCUCUGCGUGGCCAGUCGUGAGUUGCCACCUUUCGAGGAGGCCUUUGCCGGAGUACCACGCCUCCGCGUCCACACCCAAACCGAGAAGCUCAUUUCGCAGUACUGCGCCGACAGGCUGGACAAGGUCGCCCCUGGACUGUCGCAGGGUCAACGCCCUCUUUGUGACGAAGUGGCACGCAAGUCCAGGGGUGACAUCCUCUGGGCCAGGCUGGCCAUUGACAUGUUGAUGGAGGGUAGUCUACGCAAGCUCAUGGCCACCCUCGACUCCCUCCCCUCGCAGCUCGGCGGUCCCAACGGCUUGUACAUGCGCAUCAUCCAGGCCUUGGACAAGGAGGAGCAGCGCGAGGCGGCCCGCAUCUUCCACCUCAUCCUCCGCGCCGUCGAUCCCCCCAACCUCAUCACCCUUGCCUUUGCCGACGAGGGCUUCAUCGCCGGCCCGGAGCUGCAAUCCAAAGACCCAUCCCUGGGCAGGCUCAUCGUCGACCACGACCGAGCCCAUCCCUACACCCGCGCCGACAUGGCCGCCAUCACCUCCCGCAUGCAGUCUCGCCUGACGACAUCCUGCGCCGACCUGCUCGAGACCACCGACAAGGGGAACCGCGUCGUCUUCAUGCACCUGACGGCCAAGGAGUUUGUGCUGCGGUCCAGCGUCUGGAAGAAGAUCAAGGCGCCCGUGCCGUCGUCGGUCGACCUCGACGUUUCGCUCAUGUCGGGCACCAUCCGCUACCUCAAGUGCUUCUCCACCCUCCGCCUCGUCGUCACCAACCGGCCUCGGCUGCAGUUCACCCCGGAGGCCUGGCUUCUCGUGUCGCACGUCCUUCGGUACGCCGCCCGCGUCGACGAGCGCCUCGUAUCCACCGGCGACCCGGACUGCUCCCGCGAGACCUACAUCGGCCUGCUGGACGAGCUGGACCGAACCUUCCAGGAGGCGUGGCAGACGGCCGUCAAGGAGCACGUCCCCGCCCGCGACGACGUCGGCUGGUACAGGGACAGGUACCGCCCGCUCAUGGCCUCCCACUGGUCCGACUACGAGCCCAUGGAGCUUGGUCCCAGCCCGCGCCGCGCCGGCUUCUUGUCCCUCGCCCUCCAGGCCAACCUGCUGGGUUACGUGUCGUACAAGCUCGGCCUCAUCGCCGACGACAAGACCCGCGCCUCGGUCGCCAUGGAUCUGCUCGAGUUUGCCGUCAGCCCCGAGGGCGACUCGCGGACCGUCGACGGAGGGCCGAGCGUCAGCGCCUCUGGUGCCGUCACGGGCACGUACCGCGACUUCCACCACGACAUGCCCGACGGGCGGUUCGUUCCCAUGCUGUUGGAGGCGGCGGGUGGUCCUCCUCCCAGCGUGGACGGUGUCGAGGGUGGAGCCGAAGGUGGAGAAGGAGGAGAGGGUGACGCGGGUGGUGAUGACGGCACGGCGUCCACUGCUCCCACCGACACGGGGGUCAUCGAGUCUGCAGACCUCGAGGCGCAGAGGCGUCUGGUGUGGACGCAGGCGCUCAAGGCGGGACGGCAGUUCUUCCACCAGCGCGGAGCGGCGUCGGUGCUCAACAUGACGCCCGAGUCGACCACGACCCUGGCCAGGAACAGGGGCCGCUGGGUCGCCGCCAUCAAGGCGCUGCUGUCUACGGGAUGGGCGGACCCGCACAUCCAGAUCCCGGCCUUUGGCAUCGGCGGAGGCAUGGACGACGCCGGCAUGGGCGCCGGUGGCGAGCUGAGAACCGCAGCAGACGUCAUCAAGGAGACGCUGGACGGCGAGGUUGAAUUCCAACGCGAGCUGAUCAUGAUCGAGGCAUUGAUCGUCAAGGUGUCUCAGGCCCAGAGUAGCAGGACGCCGGGGAGGGCGCUGUGA
Molecule: messenger RNA, 3885 nt
Organism: Pyricularia grisea
Lineage: Eukaryota; Fungi; Ascomycota; Sordariomycetes; Magnaporthales; Pyriculariaceae
Exons: 2
Coding region: 1-3885 (1294 amino acids)
Source: RefSeq, a predicted model, not a curated record